AUGAACAAUGUUUGCACAAGCAAGAGUUCAGGAAGUGUGCAAGAGUCUCUUGAGAAGGAGUUUGGACGGAAGAUAAAGAUCGAGCCGGCUGCAUCGCUUAAAGAACGCAUUUUCUCUAGUGACGAAGAAGAAGAAAUUGUCAAUUCUGGUCUUGAAUACACUAUGCAACGUUCAGCCAAAGCAAUAAUGAACACGGCUCGCAAAUACAAACUUGGACUUGACCUUCGUACUGCAGCGUAUGCGAAUGCCAUCGAAAAGAUAUAUAAGACCUACAAAACCUCCGGUUUCGGGUUCUCGUAA
Anisakis simplex (herring worm) is the source of this 300-nucleotide messenger RNA. The record is from the annotation of a GenBank genome assembly. Lineage: Eukaryota; Metazoa; Nematoda; Chromadorea; Rhabditida; Anisakidae.